AUGAAGACCUCCCUUAUUCAAACUCUCUUCGUUUUUGCUGGCACAGUGAACUUGUGUCAGGGAGGUCUUAAUGCCCCAGCUACUGAUUCUACUGGUGAUGGUAAUCGAUUCUUGCAAGUGUUGCUUCAGCCAGAAGAACUUGAGCAGACCUGUGGAGAGCUGAAGUAUGCUCUGUUCAUUGCUGUGGAUGAAGGCCACUUGAGCAUGUUGGCUCACCCCACAGUGGAUAUUCCUGAGGGCGACGUUGAACAAAAAUGUGGACCUGUCUUGUUCCACCAAAAGGACCCUGCUACCAACGAAGUUGGCCAAUCCAGCUUGCACAAGUUCGCCUCAGGUGCUCUCUACCCUCUUGGAGACCACAAGAUGAGUGACAUUGUGCAGGCGUUUGAUUCCGUGCCGGUGUCUGAUGCCAAGUAUGAUAUUAUAAAGCAUCACUGUGCAUUGUUGGUUCUCCAAAUGUUGUGCUCAUUGGAGAUUCCUGUUAACCAGGAAAUGAAAGAUUGGGUGGGUGAUGAGCUCAUGAAGACGAACGAAGCCUGUGACCACAUUGUUUCUCUUUCCCAUGACAGUAUCAACUUUGACUUGCUUGGAAUUGCCCGCAAUGAGUCUGCGGCAGCUUCGAUUCGUACUUUGGUUGCCUAUGAUGCUGACAUGUUCUACUGUGCUGCUACGGACAAGAAGCAGCAAGUUGAGUGCUCUGGUGCAAGCAACGUGUUUGGAUUUCUUUCAGCUUUUGCUCUUCUUGCUGUUGUAACCGGAUUCAUGGCUUGA
Molecule: messenger RNA, 771 nt
Organism: Seminavis robusta
Lineage: Eukaryota; Bacillariophyta; Bacillariophyceae; Naviculales; Naviculaceae
Source: the annotation of a GenBank genome assembly